Geodia barretti is the source of this 919-nucleotide messenger RNA. NCBI's taxonomy places the organism in Eukaryota, Metazoa, Porifera, Demospongiae, Tetractinellida, Geodiidae. The record is from the annotation of a GenBank genome assembly.
GGCCUGUUCUCGGUCUUCAUCUCUCUUGACUGUAUAUACUACACAGCCCCAGGAAAAUGACGGUUAAUGGAGUAUAUGUGCUUGUGGUCAGUGUUCUGCUUUCUGUGAGCUCUUUAUGCAGCUCAGAAAAGACGACAAAGGUGUGUGUUAUUCCAGCAGAGAACGUCACAUGUAGCUGCCUGGUUUCCUGUCACACUUUCGACUACUAUGUAUCCCAUCCUGGAUCAGUACUGUACCAGAGCAAUUACCUUACUAUGGAGUUUCUACCAGGCACUCACGUAGUAAAGAAAUAUUUUUCCAGUUGGAAUCGUGUUGGAUUGUAUCUGGUUGGAAGAAGUGAUGUAACUGUUGAAAUUGAUACUGAUAUAACCUCCUGGUUCUCUUUGAGUGAGAGUUCAAAUAUAUCUUUCACUAACUUGAACUUUGAAUUGAUCAGUUCGAGAGGGACCUCACAAUCGCAUCACGAUUAUCAAUUGCAGUUUCGUGAACAAUACAGGGACUGCUCUCUACUUGGAAAAUAGCACUGUCAAUGCCAGUGGAUUCUUAACGUUUCUAAACAAUACUGCACAUAAUGGAGCUGCCAUUUUCAUUAGUGGUCCAAGCGUUAUUCAGGCCAAUUUUAACUCGGUUUUGCUAUUCAGGAAUAACCGAGCAAUUCAUAAUGGAGGUGCAAUAUACAUUGAUUAUGGUAAUAUAAACCAGGUCGUCUACACGUUGGAUAAUGGUUUUAUUCCAAAUGCUGAGCCGUGUUUUAUACUUCUAGAUAACAAUGAACCCACCACUUCACGGAAUUACAUACUAAAUUUUGAAGGUAAUGUUGCAAAUGAUGGAGGCAAUGAUAUAUUUGGUGGUAAUCUUGAUGUGACACGAUUUGAAGGUGAUGGUACCAAGUGCAUAGCGGCAAUCAAUAAAAUCUCCA